This is a messenger RNA of Zootermopsis nevadensis, 4358 nucleotides long. RefSeq lists its product as uncharacterized. Gene Ontology annotation, molecular function: 7-dehydrocholesterol reductase activity. Gene Ontology annotation, biological process: brassinosteroid biosynthetic process; sterol biosynthetic process. NCBI's taxonomy places the organism in Eukaryota, Metazoa, Arthropoda, Insecta, Blattodea, Termopsidae. The record is from RefSeq and is a predicted model, not a curated record. Gene Ontology annotation, cellular component: endoplasmic reticulum membrane.
UGGCUGUACAUCUGCCAGUCUGGUGUCGGUGUCUCGGGUUGACGGUGGCGUGCGUUGUUGCUACUGAAGCUGAUUAUAAGCUGUAUACGUCGGUUUCACGGAUGAAACGUCUUGCUUUGCGGUUUGUGUGGGCUUACUAAGGAGUGGCAGAUGGUGGUAACGUUAUUACUUCUUGAUUCAUUUAACGACGAUUUAUUUUCUGCUUGGAUAAGUGGUGACAAAUGACUGUGAUUAUACGUCAUGAAUGUAGAAAAUUGUAGUCCUGGUCAAUUUUAAGAUACGGCUACUUUCGCAGUAUUAUCCAGGAGAGCGUGAGGAAAACUACGAAACUUCUGCCAGUGAUGUCGGUCUCAGGGGCAGAGAUCAAACUCGGAAUAUUCUGAAUGUGCUUCAAGUGACAGUGCUACGUAUCUAUCUUUUUUUAAGAAAGUCUUGGUUGGUUGUUUGGUUAGUAAUCAGUGGCUAUUAAAGGAUUUUGGGCCUUACGGGACAAUGUUUAUGAAUGAAGACCAAGAUAAUGAAGCCACCGGAGUGGUACGACGUGAUCCGGUACCACAUUGUACCGCCGGUUUUCAUGGUGGUUUUCACGGGAGCCGUGCAGUACUUAGCCCUCGUCGGACAAGGAGAGAUCAACAUAACGUGGCGCCUGGCAGCCUCCAAAGCGUUGGGCAACAGCUUCUCUUGGGGAUGUGUAGCACUCUUCUCGUUGUGGGCUAUCCUCUGGCUGCAGCUUCCUGCAGGUCAGGUCCACGGGCCUCCCACACUCUUCGGCUACAGACCUCCAUAUCAGGAUAAUGGAGUGCUGUACUACUGGGCAAGUUUGGUGGGGUUCUUCACCAUGCAGGCGAUGUGGCCUGACCUUUCUAGUGCCAUCUUCAGCAAUAUGCCCGAGCUACUGGGCACACUGAACUUGGUUGCUCUCACAUUGUGCACCCUGCUAUUGCUUAAGGGGAAGCUGAAACCUGAGCAUCGUGAUGACAGAUACCCCACACGACCAGUGCUGUACGAGUUCUAUACCGGACUGGAGCGUCACCCCCACAUACUCGGGAUGGAUGUGAAGCAGCUCACCAACUGCCGCAUUGGCAUGAUGGCCUGGCAACUGCUUAUCCUUGCUUUCUAUCUUGCUGGUGUGCAGCGUCACGGCUUCAGUGCCGCAACUCUAGUCAACCUCCUGCUACAGUCAGUGUAUGUGGCCAAAUUCUUCUGGUGGGAGGCAGGUUACUUCAGCACGCUGGAUAUCAUCCUGGACAGAGCCGGGUACUAUAUCUGUUGGGGUUGUUUGGUGUGGGUGCCCUGCCUGUAUACAUUCUCUUCCUACUACUUGGUGGCACAUCCACCCAUCAUCUCCACCACAACAGCCCUACUGAUUGCGAUUCUUGGCCUCUUCACGAUCCUCCUCAACUAUCGCGUCGAUUACGAGAAACAGCUGUUCCGAAGAGCCCCAGAUGGCAAAUGUAAUCUGUGGGGAAAGCCAGCCCGCUUCAUAGAGGCACAGUACAAAGACAGUAGUGGUAAUGUCCGUACCUCCAAGCUUCUCUUGUCAGGUUUCUGGGGUUCUGCACGGCACUUAAACUAUACAUUUGAACUUCUGGCUUCACUUGCAUGGUGUCUACCAGGAUUUGGACUUGGAGUGUGGCCAUUCCUCUAUUUCAACUUUCUGGCAUGUCUCCUUGUCCAUCGGACAUUCCGGGAUGAGGAGAAGUGUGCUGUGAAGUAUGGUCAUAACUGGGGAAGAUACUGCCAGAAAGUUCCAUUCAGACUCAUUCCUCAUGUCUUUUGAAUGUUAUUCUACAGUAAAUAUUGCUUGAAUUCUUGGAACAUUUCCCCAGAAGAUAAUGUGUAAUUACAGAAGAGUUUCACAUAGACCAACUCUUAAGCGGCCCAUCCACGUACGAGACUGGCUCGCGAGUCCGGCUCGGCUCGGGUUCCAUUGAACCAAACUCGUUUGUGGGUGGGGUGUCACGAGCCGAGUCUGCUAUGCGUGUGUGGUGAAAUAAUCCGAGCCAGACUCGCAAGUCAGACUCGUACGUGGAUGGGCCGUUUUAGCCUAACAAAGAUGAAUGACCUCUUUUUCAAAUGACAUAUUAGAAGGACUCUGCUCCAUGCAGUGAAUUUCGGCAGAAUUUAUCAACGUUUUAAAGUAAAUUUCUUUGUUCAGAAGUAUUCACAUAUAAACGAUCUAUAUUAAUUUCUUUAAUAUCAUCUACAUAUUGUGUAAUAUAGGCUCUAGUGAAUUAAACAGUAUAACACAAAAAACUCUACAUAUGAAUAUGAGGAAAGUAACUUUGUACAACUGAUGUAUAUUGCUUUCUUGUAUAGAAAUGAAAAACUGGAAAGUCUGUGGCAUCAGGGCGAUAAAUCGCCCUGAUGACGGAGGCAGUAUGACCUCUGAAACAGACUACACAGAGCAACAACCCAGAAGACAGAAAUCUUCAAAGAUGUUAUGAUGAUGAUACCUGUGAAAAUUAUAAUGAACACACAAUCUAGCACAAAGCACAUAUCAGAAAUAUUGUGUUAUGGUGCAGUCGAAUAGAAUUCUUAUACUGAGCUAUGUAGUUUUUCUUCACAUACAGUAACUUGUCCAUUUGAAUGCCAAAAUAUACGUUGCCAUACAUUUUGAUAAUCCAACAUUAAACUCAUAAGUCAGUGUCAUAUAGUCUAUAUUCCCCCAAAAGUAUGAACAGGCAUAAUUAAUCUCUUCAGGUUUGAUUCACUAUUUUUCCUUACUUUGUGACAUAAAAGAUACAAUCAUCUUUAAAAAGAAUAGAUGCGUGUUUCUUGGUUAAUUUUGGUUUUUCACAACUAUAUCAGUCAUACAGAGCAACCUCAACAAAAAAUAGGAAACUUUUAUAUAAAUACUGAUUUUCUAAUGUGUAUAUAAAACAGAAUUGUGUGUGUUUUCUCAGUUUUCGCCUCUUUUGUUUAUGAUUAUGCUUGUGCAUGAGAUUCGUCACUUACAACAAUUACGAUAACUAAUAAAUUGUAUCUAACUCAAUCAGAAAAUAAUACGCAUUAUUAAGAAGCAGAAGACCCACAAUCAAAUCAGUUUUGAAAGCGUGGGCCUUGUGCCGCUAGGUCGCUGGGACCGUGGGUUCGAAUCCCAUUCAAGCCAUGGAUGUUCUUCUGUGUUGUGCUGUGUUGGCCUUGCAACGGGCCGAUCCCUCGUCCAAGGAGUCCUACCGAAUGUAUAUAGAACAAAACCAACGAAAAGUUGGGACCCGCAGUGCUCAGGCACUUUGAAGAACGGGUCGUCCAAAUAUCGAAGUAAGGUACACAUGGCAUAUACUUUGCUCAAAUGUUCUUAUUCACUUAUUUAGGAUACAUGGGUUUUUGUUUAUGUAUGAAAUCAAAAGGAGUUUGCAGUGAACUAAUUUAAAGCCAUAAACUGGUAUGGGAAAAUACAAAAUAAAGUUGAUAUGAAAGUUGUUGAAAAGGCAAAUUAAUUGGAAGUAAUACAUCAAGAUGCUAUAUUUGUUUCUAUUACUGACAUUUAAUUCUUGUGAUGGAAUCAAACUGCCAUUUCAUUUUAAAUGAGUCAUUAAGGUCCAAAAUGAUGAAAUGACUAUUAAGAAUGAAACUGAACUGCAUUUAUUUCUGCCUUCGAAUGCUGUAAUUAAUCAUUCGACAAACAUGAACGCACAAUUUAAUCUCAAUUUCAAUACUCAUCAUGAUGGUUUAUAUAUACAUAUUCCUUCCAUCAUAAGUUUUUAUUUAUUUUAUGAACCUCAAGUUACUUUUAAUCCAUACCACAGUAGUUAAAGUAAAUCUCUAUUUUUGUAAACAGAAUAUGACAGUACAGUUUGAUUCAUGUUCAAAUGUUCAAUACUUUAAGACUGGAAAUGCCAUUUAUUGUAUAUAUCACUACUUCUGUGUUUGAACAUUCAAUGACACCAAUAGGCGUAAGUAAAUUAAAUAUGACAUGGUUUUGUUGAUGGAAAUGUUGUUUCCAUCAUAGGAAAGAUAUAAAUUAUUCAUAGAUGGUCUCGAUUAAUUACAAUUUUGUGACCCUCCUACCAUUCAUUAAAACUGAGUCUGUAGAAUGUCCAUUUUAAUGAUGAAAUGUAUUUUAGAGAAUAAAAGAAUUUAAAUGUUACAAAUAAUAAUAAAAUAUAGGUGUCAAUGAAUAAAUGUAAUUAAAAUUAGUCGUAUUCUGCCACUUGCAAUCUGAAUUUUUGAAAAGUUUGGAUAGUAAGAGGGAUUCAUAGACCACAUUUUCAAGUCAGGUUUGAAAGCUAAAAUUUAAUUUUCUGGGAACAAUGAAUCUUUGUAAGAGAUUUGUAAGAUUUUUAAUGCAUAUAUAUCAAACGACUGACGUGUAUUUUGCUGUGUCACUAAAUAAAGGUUUGUUCUGAUAAGAA